AUUAAUUUAUUGAUUUUUCGAGAUUCUCAACUGAGGAAGUAGGUAGUGUGAAGGCGGCAAUUGCAUCGCCAUUGACAGCCUCAACAUAAGAUGUCGACAUCUACAGUUAUUAGGCCUGCAGUCCGCACUCUACUACAACUGCGAAAAGCAGGAAGCACACCCCCAGCAUUCCUCCUUCCAUGUCUACAAAGCUCCUCCACAACUUCAUCAUGCACUCAAUCCACCUCCUUCUCUACCAGCAGCACAUACUUAUACCCACGGGAUAUGAACCGUUUGCGUGGAGUAUCUACACAACGACGAACAGGGCCGCGCCAACCCCUCUCAGUAUCCAAUGCGAAAUUGCCUAAACCCGUCUUAGAUGAAUCGAAACGGAACAAAGUUAAGGUUGAUGAGGAUCACGGAUUAUACGAAUUUUUCAGACAUAAGGAUAAGGCACUCAGUACGCCAGCUGAGGAGGGAAACCAUGGGAGGCCAUGGAGUGCGGAGGAGUUGAGGGGAAAGAGUUGGGAGGAUUUACAUUCACUUUGGUGGAUUUGCUGCAAGGAGAGGAAUCGCAUUGCUACGGAAAGUUACGAGAGGGACAGGUUGGAGGCGGGCUAUGGUGAGGAGGAUUCGGAGAAGAGGGAUAUGACUGUGAGUUUUGAUUUCGGUUUACAUCUUGUUUGGCUCAUGUGCCGCGCAAUUCAAUAAUUAUACGGAAACUAACAUGGAGGAUUUAAAGGUUCGAAGAACACAAAGAGCUAUCAAACAGGUUUUGACCGAGAGGUACUAUUCUUGGCAAGAAGCCCAGGUUGUUGCAAAGGAUGAUCCAGAAAUCGAUCUUUCAGGUCAAGGGCCAAUAUAUACCCCUAGAGAUUUCGAGGAAGAUAUUGAGGAAGAAGUUUUAGCUGAAGGCGAAGGGGAGGCAGAGCAAAAGCCUGCUCAAAUCACAGCUUAGGUCAUGGAGGACGUAUGAUACAAAAUCAUAUCCCUAGGUCAAGAAUAAUGAGUCUCGGGGAGUGAUAGAUGUCUCCCAAUUUGGCAUGAACUAUUUAGGUUGCUACAACCAUCAUCAUCUGUAUAAGUAGAAACGCAUAUGGGGCAACACGGUUAUGGCCGCACUAUGCGUUUAUGUGACUCUGAAAAAAUGAUCAUCUUCUGUCUAGAACAAAUGAAGAGUGUUUUGGUAAAAGCCAAGUCUUUCGUUAGUUGGUACUUAUAGGAAGAUAUCAAAAUGGUUCAAUAGAAAUGACACCCAGUAGAAUACCAGUCAAGAUUCAGAUACUCCAUACCAAAUACAUAUAUCAAUUUGUCAAAG
Molecule: messenger RNA, 1297 nt
Organism: Sclerotinia trifoliorum
Lineage: Eukaryota; Fungi; Ascomycota; Leotiomycetes; Helotiales; Sclerotiniaceae
Source: the annotation of a GenBank genome assembly